This is a messenger RNA of Drosophila pseudoobscura, 7261 nucleotides long. RefSeq names its product ZAP3 (gene ZAP3). Lineage: Eukaryota; Metazoa; Arthropoda; Insecta; Diptera; Drosophilidae. Gene Ontology annotation, cellular component: nucleus. The transcript has 11 exons. Gene Ontology annotation, biological process: regulation of telomere maintenance. The record is from RefSeq and is a predicted model, not a curated record. The coding region runs from base 258 to 6764 and encodes 2168 amino acids.
GUAUGCGUAUUGCGGUAAUCGAACUUUCCGAACCACAUCUCUAAUUUUCAAGCCAAAAAUGGCGAAGUGUGUGGAAUUUUUACUUUUUCUUCAGUUCGGAAAUUAGUUUUGUUGCAAAUUACAUAAAAAAAACAUUGGGGUAAGUUAAGUGAUGACUAAAAUGUAUUUGGAGCACAUGUACAAUCAGUAGACAAUAACAUAAUGCGAAAAAACCCAUUUCCUUGCGACCUAAAGAGUGAAAAAAAAGAGGAGUGAGAAUGUGGAACCAAUGGCCUGCAGUAGCGGCUUUGGUGCCAGGCGCCGUGCCAAUGGCUGCACCACCCCAGCCCUCGGUACCGCCACCUCUGCCCGACGCACCGCCACCGCCGCCGCCCGCCGAGCAGCCAUCCACAGUCACCUCGGUGGUGCCCGGCGGCGUCGCUGUUGCCGCCGCCGCUGAACCAGUCACCAUGCCUGCGGCACUUGGAGGCAACCCCUACAGCACAGCUGGCCAAACGGCCACCAACCCCUAUGAACAGUACACGGCUGCACAGUACGCGGCCAUGACCCCCGAGCAGCAGUAUGCGCUGCAGCACCACUGGCAUCAGUGGCAGACCUACCAGCAGGAGUAUGCCAAGUGGCAUGCCCAAUACGGCGAGCAGUACAAACGGGAGAUGGCUGCCGCAGCAGCUGGUGGUGCAAAUCCCACGGCCGUAACUGCCGUCGCUGUCGCACCAGCGCCCGUAGCAGCAGCAGCAGCUGUCGUGAUGCCCACCGCUGUGGCAGUACAGCCGGGAGUGCAGGGCUAUCCCCCGGCACAACAGACAUACUACCAGGCUCCGCCGGCGGUGGCUCCAGUGCCCGUUCAAGUGCCCCCCAAUCCAGCGGUAGCUGGAAUGCCGGGCAAGAUUAUGGCCCAGCCGCAGAUGUACAGCCAACCACCGCCGCCGCCACCGCAGAAGAAUGCCCAUCCCGGAGGCUACAUGCAGCAGCCGCAGCACCAGCAGCAGCAUCAGGCAAAUCCCAAUAUGUGGCCCAACGUCCCACCGGCGGCACAGCAGCAGCAGCAUCUCCAGCAACCACCGCCGGCGUCUCAUUACAACCAAAUGGCACAGCCACAGCCACAGAUAAGAGGCUACAGUCAGCCACCCAACGAGAUGCAGGGCAACAUGAAUCCCUUUCCCAAUCUGCAGCAGCCGCCGCCUGCAUUUAUGGGCGCUGAUCCCAAGAUGCGCCAGCCGCCGCCCAAUGCCAUGGAGAACCAAUGGAACCAGCAGCAGCAUCAGCCUCCGCAACGUAAUGCACCACGGUGGGAGGGGCCCACAGAUGGACCUGGACCAGGCCCAGGUCAAGGUCCAGGUCUCGGUCCAGGUCCAGGUCCCGGUCCCGUAGGACCCGCCAGAUGGGAGGGACCUCCCCCAUCUGGAGGGAAUGCAAACAAUCGCUGGAAUUCCGGAGCGCCUCCACCUGCCGCCGAUACAAACAGACGCUGGGACGGACCCCCGCCUCCGCAGGGUGGGGAUGGCAACAAUCGCUGGAGCGGACCGCCGCCGUCGUCCUCGGCUGAGGCUAAUCGGGGACGCUGGGAUGGACCACCCCCAUCUAUGCAGGACAAACAGCAGGAGCAGCAGCAGCAACAGCCGCCGGGGGGCAGCAGCAACAAUCAGCGGAUGAAUCGUUGGUCUACGAGUAAUCCCGAUAUGGAGCAGCGUCAUGGAAAUAAAUCGAACCCGAAUUUCCAGCGCAAGGGCUGGAGCGAUGGACCUGGGCAGCAGGCGGGAGGAGGAGGAGAUGGCCCUGCCGCGCAGCGCGGCCAGAAUCCUUUUACACAGAAUUCUGGACAGGAGUUUCUCUCAAAUCAAGAAGGAUUUAGCGGUGGUCGCGGCGGAGGCCCACCUGGACCUGGACCUGGACGAUCGAUUGCUGGAAAUUCCGGCGGCGUUGGCGGAAACUCGGGAAACUUUGGCAAUAGCCCCGGAGGAGGAGGAGGAUCGAACUUUAAUAACAACAACAGCUAUGGCGGUGGCGCUGGCGGAGGAGUUCCCGAUAAUUCUGGGAGCUUUGGCAACAAUUAUGGGGCAAACAACCGCCGUGGUCCUCCGCCCAACAACAACAACAAUGCGGGACGCUGGGAGAAUCAGGGAUACAUCGAAGAGAGAGGUGCCAACAGCGAUGGCGGUGGCCAGAAUCGUGGAAACUUUGGUCAAAGGAACAGCAACAACAACAACAAUCCACAGCAGCAGCAGCAUCCACGUGGAGGUGGAGGAGGCGGAGGCGGACCAGGAGGAGGAGCUCCUGCUGGGCCAGAUCUGGAUGAGGCGAGCUUCGAUCGUUUGUUCGAUCAGUGGGAGCAGCAGUUCGAGGACUGGAAACGGGCCAAUGCCAAUCAUCCGGAUCGCGACGAGUACCGUCGCUACGAGGAGGAGUUUGAGAAGCAGCGCCGUCGCAUUGCCGAGCGACGCGAGCAGAUGCGUCGUCGCCGUCAGGCUCAAGAGAGUGGAGGUCCAGGAGGAGGAGGAGGUGGCCCAGAUGGUCCACCAGUCGGACCAAUGGGCAGCAAAGAUCCCAUCGAAGACAUGGAAGACGGUGGCGGACGCUUCCGUGGUGGAUCCUUUGAGGGUCCAAACAGAGGUGAUCCUGGAAUGGACGGACAGGGACACGGACCAGGUCCUGCUUUUGAGAGAGAACCCUUUGGAGCUCGAGGACCUGGACCUGCCUUUGAUGGUCCCAAUCGCGGUGGUCCUGGACCUGGAGCUGGCGGUAGACCUGGCUUCGGCGGCAGACCUGGUCCAUUCCCAGGCGGGAAUCACGAGCAGCGUCGUGAGCAGGAGACCCAGCAGCAGCCGCCGCCCAUGCGCCGGGAACAUGUCGUGGAGCCUCCCAUGGCGCUGAAGAUUGGAUCUCCACAGAAGCAGUUGUCGCCCAAGAAGCCCCUAGAGCAUCAGCAGCAGCAGCAGCAACAGCAGCAGCAUCAGCAUCAGCAGAAGAGCAAGCCUUCGUCUGCGCCUACUCCUGGACCUGUACCAAUGUCUAAUCUUGGCAAGCGGCGGUUCGAGGGUGCCGCUGCCACCUCCACACCGGCGAAGCAAACCAAAGAGGAGGAGAAUAUUCUCACCAUUUCACUGGACGAUGACGACGACGAUGAUGAGCCAGAGCCAGACUCGGAGCUGGUGGACACGCCCAUGACAAGCAUAUUCAAGAAGAGCGAUGGCAUCCCCGGGCUCGAUCUGGUCGAGGACGGCGCCAAGCCGGGCGUCGGCGGAGGUGCCGCAGAUGACAACAAGAAGAUCCCGUCGCUGUUCGAUGUGGUCAUCAAGAACCCUGGUGAUCAGGCAGCAGCCGUCGUCGGCGCUGCUUCGGCAGCCGUGAACGAAGGAGUCCCCUCCGCUGCUGAGGCCGACGCCAAGCAGACGGCGGACGAAUCUCUGCCGGCGAAUGUGUCCAUUGCCCUCAAGGAUCCCAAUUUCAUCAACAAUCUCACACAGGCAGUGGCCAAGGCCCAGGAGCGGAUGAGCGAGAAGGGCGGUGCAGGAGCAGGAGCAGGAGCCAACGAUUCAUCGGAGGCAGGAAGCGCCGGCAAUAAGGGACGGCCCUUGUCCUUUGCCGAAUGGCAGCGCAAGAAGAAAGUCCAUUCCCAUUCGCAGUCUCAAUCGCCGGGGAAUGUGGACAAGCUCUCGCAGGACUCCAGGGAGUCGAUGAUGAGUCGCGAUAGCGGUGGCGAUGCCGGGGACGCACGCAGCCGUAGCCGUGGACCCUUGGACAUGGAUGAUCAGCAUUCUCGGCUGCAUCGUGGAUUUGGUGGCGAUGGUACCGGUCCUCAUUCCGGUCCUGGUACUGGCUUUCGAGAUGGCCCCGGGCCCUUUGGUCCCAAUCAAAUGAAUCAAAUGGGACCCGGGCAGGUUCCGGGCGAUAAUUUCACGGACUUUAGCAAGAACUUCGAUGGAAAUGGUCCCCCCGGCUUCGGGCCGAAUGGCAGGAAUUUCGGACCUGGACACGGAACUGGACAUGGACCUGGACCUGGACCAGGACCUGGACCUGGACCUGGACCUGGACUUGGACCCAACUUUGGCCCUAAUGGCGGCCGCAAUUUCGGUCCAAACGGUGGCCCACAUCCGCCCUUUGGUCCUGGAGGACCCAACUUUGGUCCCAAUGGCCCCAACUUUAGACCGAAUUUUGGCCCCAAUAAUGGACCAAAUGGUCCGAACUUUGGUCCUAAUUUCGGACCCAAUUUCGGGCCCCACAAUCGCGGAGGCGGUGGCGGUGGGCCUGGACCCGGACCCGGACCUGGACCCAAUUUUGGUCCGAAGUUCCGUGGACCUGGCCCUGGACUCGGCCAUGACUCGGGACCGUUUAAUCCAUUUGGCUUUGGUGGAGGCCCUGGUGGUCCUGGAGGUCCUGGACCCAACUUUGGAGGAGGACCCAACUUCGGUGGAGGACCUGGAGGACCCCCGAAUAAUCCCAACAAUAGUGAUAAUCCAUUCCGGCGCAACUCCGGUCCACCGAUGCCCAAUUUUGACGAGGACCUGGGCGGAGGUCCUCCGCGCAAUCGUCGAAACUUUGGACCAGGACCAGGACCAGGCAGUGGAGGCCUAGGCGGAAACAUGAUGAACUUUGGAAACCGGAAACCAUGGGAUGACGGACCGGAGCAGCCGCCGCCGCAGCAUCCACUAGCACUGGGGCCACAGGGGCCGCCGCCAUUCCGCUCUCAUUCUCAUUCACAUUCACGGGUGGAGCCAAACGAGGAUCAGGACCAGGACCAGGACGAUGACGAACCCGUGUACCGUCCCAUGAAGGUGUUCGACUACCAGAACAAGACGCCCGCCCCCAAGGUCAUCGACUAUGGCCACAAGUCGGCCACAAUGGGCGGGGGAGGCGCUGCCUCCUCGAUAUCAUCUGGCGAUGGGCUGCCCGAAUUUCGGCCCCUGAAGACCUUUGACUAUGGACACGCCUCGAGCAAUGGCUAUGGCCCAGUGGGCGGCAGAAUGAUGCCAGGACUAGCACCAAGAAUGAUGGGAUCUGGACGCGGAGGCGGACGCGGAGGUGGACGCGGCGGAGCACCGCAAGGAAUGGGGAUGGGACCAGGAUUAGGAAUAGGAGUCGGAGCAGCCGGACCCUCAGCUGGAACCGGACUCGGACCCGGACCCGGACCUGGACCUAAUGAAAAAGCCUUAAACAAGCGUAACAAAAAAAGAAAGAAACAGUUGCGCCAGCAGGAGCGCCUGCAAAUGCAUCAGAGUCGUCAGCUUCAAACGAUUCCGUCCGAAGAGAGCGAUCAGCAGACACCUGUCCCACCGCAGGGACAGAACAGUUUGAAGCAGUCCGAUGAUCUCGAGGAUAUCUCCGAUGGGGAAGAUAAUCUCGUGGAAAUGCGCGAUGAUGAGUCCCUGCCAUCGCCGCCAUCGAUGCACAUUAAUAAUAGCAUCUCUUACGGCGGAGAAUCCUUCAAGAAGGCCUUCCCCGCCAAUCCGCAGCGUCGCAUGCUGGGCGAGGCCCCACUGAUACCGAAAACAGAACCCAUGCCGUCGUCAUCGGUGGAUGCUCCUUCUGCGCCGCAAUCUCUGUUUCCGUCGGAGGCAAAGGCCAAUGAGGAUGUACCCGCCGGCCAUGUCCCUGCCCCACAUUUGGAGAUGAGUGUGCCCACGAACGAGAAUCACAAUACCAUAUCGAUCGAUGAGAUUCUGUUGUCGCCCGGCCGAUUGACGCGUCCCAAGCGCAUUUGUGUUAUCCUACGCGGACCACCGGGCAGCGGCAAGUCCUAUGUGGCACGCCUUAUCAAGGAAAAGGAGCUGGAAAUGGGCGGGGCCACACCGCGUAUACUCAGCAUCGAUGAUUACUUCAUCAUUGAGAAUGACUACGAGGAGAAGUGCCCCAAAACGGGGAAGAAGAUACCCAAAAAGGAGCUGCUGUACGAGUACGAUGAUACCAUGGAGGAGACCUACAUGCAAUACCUGAUCAAAUCGUUCAAGAAGACGCUUAGCGAUAAUCUGUACGACUUUAUAAUUGUGGAUUGCAAUAACAAUUCGCUGCGCACACUCAACGAGUUCUACUGCCAUGCAAAGGACUCGAAUUUUGUGCCGUACAUUGUGGACCUUCUGUGCGAUGUGGAGACUUGUCUGGGACGCAAUGCGCACAAGCGCACCACAGAGGAGAUCCAGUUGGCGCUGGAUAAUUGGAACGAGACGCCGCUGCAGUACAUCAAGCUGGACGUGGCCACGCUGCUGGAGAAUGUGGUCGAGAUGGAAGAUGUUGAGAAUAUGGCAACGGAUGAUAAUGCCUAUAGCGAGGACACUGCUUCGAAUGCCACCAAUGCCCAGGCAUCAGCCACUGGGCUUGUUGGGGAUCUUGUGCCCACCGCCGCCGCAAACGCUGCCAGUGCCGUUGCCGUCGCCGUCGCCGCCACUGCCGCUGUCGACGGAACGACAGAUGACAGCAACGGCGAUGAUAUCUGCUACGAUUUUGGCAAUUUGAAAAGCAAGUGGGAAAGCGACAACACCGAGGAUAAUCUAGCCCGUCUGGACGGCACCAUGCGAAUCCUGAAGAAAAGCAAGACAGCCAGCAUGGCCGAAUAUCUGCAGCUGGACGAUUGGGAGCCACCAAAAACAUCAGUCGAUGGCAAGAAGCGAGUGCGCUGGGCGGACAUCGAGGAGAAGCGCGCCCAGGACAAGAUGCGUGCCAUUGGCUUUGUGGUGGGGCAGACCGAUUGGAAGCGCAUGAUGGAUCCCAAUGCCGGCAAUCGUGCCCUUAACAAAACGAAAUACAUUGAACGCGUCAAAAAGCGACGCUAGCACAGCGAGACAGCGAGAGAGAGGGAGAAAGAGAGAGACGAAAAUGAUGAUGAUGAGUGGCAUGAGGGGGGGUCACUCUUUUUUUAAUUUUUUUUUUUUUGUCGAAAGUUUUCAUUACCUUACCUGGCACGCGACUGCCAAACACGAUUGCAUUUCCGAAUGGAAUCAUUUAAAAGUGAAAACCCCAAAGUUCUAGUAUAAUUCUAUUGUAAAUUUACUUAAAUGACGAGUAUCUUCCACUACCCAUUCGGUAUAUAAUUUGUUUCAGUUUUUAGCAAAACGUAGAAAUGAUCUUUCUUUGCGAUGCGUUUCCGUGUUCGAAUGGAUAACCCCCAUUCGAUUAGGUGGCCCCUCCUACCGCACUCCAACAGUGUACACAGCAUGUAUUUUAAUUGUAAAUUAUAAUCUAAUAUUAAGUUAAAGCAAAUGCAUUUGGAAAGAAAAACCAACAAUAUGUAUAAUAAAUGCCAUGCAUAAACACAUCAAUGGCCACAUAA